Molecule: messenger RNA, 1954 nt
Organism: Zingiber officinale
Lineage: Eukaryota; Viridiplantae; Streptophyta; Magnoliopsida; Zingiberales; Zingiberaceae
Product: receptor-like cytoplasmic kinase 176
Exons: 6
Coding region: 457-1695 (412 amino acids)
Biological process (GO): protein phosphorylation
Molecular function (GO): protein kinase activity; ATP binding
Source: RefSeq, a predicted model, not a curated record
UGGGACCGCCGCCCUCCCGCCCGCCAUUGAUGAGCGUCGCUCGAGCUUCGUGUGAGGGGUCAAAUUUCUACACGAAGGUCUAAAAGGGCAGCGGGGCAGCAAGAGAGAUCCAGGAAAGAUCCGACAAACCUAAAAGCUGCUACCUUUCUCUCUUCCUUUUUCUAUUCGGCUCCAUUUAGCUGCUAAUUGCUGAUUAGGGCGAUCGAUAUUCGAGCUCCGAAGUCGGAGAGUUGGGAGUAAGGUAGCCAGCUGUUGGUUGGUGAGCUUCAUCUACCUUCUUCGCCAGCGCUCGCCUUACCUUUUUUUCCCUCGUCAGCUUUCCGGGCCGCAGGGUUUUCGAUUUGAUUCGCUUUUUAUAGCGACGUGUUGACGAAUUGGCCUCGCCCCCUUUGGCUCCUGAAACCUUGUUUUUGUGGUUGGUACUCUCUCGCGCUUGUGCUCUCUUGGAGGUCUGGGAUGGGGAAUUGCUGGGGAACCAAGAUCAAGGCGGAGAGUCCUUCUCAAAGCGCCUUUGCCUCAGGUGUGAACUCUAAGCAGGGUAGCCGUGAGGGCAACACGUUCAGUAGUUCUAGCAGCAGAUUUUCAGUGCCUCCAACUCCUCGGAGCGAGGAUGAGAUUUUGCAGUCAUGUAAUGUAAAGAGUUUUACCUUCAAUGAGCUGAAAAUUGCCACUAGAAACUUCCGUCCAGAUAGUGUCUUAGGCGAGGGAGGAUUUGGCUCCGUUUUCAAGGGGUGGAUUGAUGAGCACACAUACGAACCAACCAAGCCUGGAACUGGUAUUGUCAUUGCAGUGAAGAAGCUCAACCAGGAAGGAUACCAAGGUCACAGGGAAUGGUUGACAGAGGUUAAUUACUUGGGUCAAUUAACUCAUCCUAAUCUUGUAAAGCUAAUUGGAUAUUGCUCGGAGGAUGAGCAACGGCUCCUUGUCUAUGAGUUCAUGCAAUGCGGCAGCUUGGAGAAUCAUCUUUUUAGAAGGAGUUCAAACUUUCAACCACUAUCUUGGAACACCCGUAUGAAGAUUGCUCUUGGGGCUGCUAAAGGACUUGCUUUUCUACAUAGUGAUAAAGCAAAAGUCAUAUAUCGUGACUUUAAAGCCUCUAAUGUGCUUCUGGACUCAAACUACAAUGCAAAACUUUCAGACUUUGGAUUGGCGAAAGAUGGCCCAACUGGCGAUAAUACUCAUGUCUCUACAAGGGUCAUGGGUACCCAUGGAUAUGCUGCCCCUGAAUACCUUCAAACUGGUCAUUUAACUCCCAAGAGCGAUGUCUAUAGCUUCGGAGUCGUCCUACUGGAAAUGCUGUCUGGUUGCCGUUCCUUAGACAGGAACCGUCCUAUUGGACAACACCAUCUGGUCGAGUGGGCAAGGCCUUUACUAGCAAGCAAGCGAAAGUUUUUCCGUGUCCUGGAUAGUCGAUUGGGGGGACAGUAUCCACUGCACGCCGCCCAAAAUGCUGCGCAUCUCGCCCUCCGGUGCCUAUCCGGUGAAGCAAACAGACCAACCAUGGACCAGGUGGUUUCUGCUCUAGAGGAGAUUCAAAAUGUUAAAGAUCCCCGCCAAACCAAGGGUUCAGAACACAAAUCAAGCAACCAUAGCAUGAAAAACAACCACGAACGGCCUCGGCCAAGAAGUAUGGAAGUGCCCGGAAACAGAAAAGCUACUUAUCCCCGGCCCUCGGCUUCCCCACUCUACACGUAGAGCAUACCAUACCCUGAAGCUGUAAGUAAACAAGUUGCUAGGAGGGCAACGUAUAGAUGAAAAUAACAAAUGCUGAGACAUGCCUUCUUUUAGUUAUGUUUUGUCUCUUGUUUUUGUAUAGAUUUGUCUUUUUUAAUGAUGGUUUUGACUUUCUCACAAACAUCUUUCUUUUAUAGUAUUCCUUGAAACCUAUGAAGUCUAAAUACUCUCCUAUUUUUGUAUUGAGUCUUGAAUAUCAACUGAGCUUGAAUUGAUUCAA